GUCAGACCGGAUAAAGUAAAUCUUAUAAUUGGCUCCGGUGGGAAAAAAGUGAAGAGCAUUAUUGAGCAAUCUGGAAUAGAGGCUAUUGAUACCGAAGAUGAUGGCACUGUGAAAAUAUUUGCGAAAGAUUUGGCUAGUUUAGAGAAGUCUAAGGCUAUCAUUAGUAAUUUGACAAUGGUUCCAAAUAUUGGUGAUAUAUAUAGGAAUUGUGAAAUCAAAUCGAUAGUUCCAUAUGGAGUGUUUGUAGAGAUAGCACCUGGACGAGAGGGACUUUGCCAUAUUAGUGAACUGAGUUCAGGUUGGCUAGCUAAGGCAGAAGAUGCUUUCAAGGUGGGAGAUCAUAUUGAUGUAAAACUUAAAGAGAUAAAUGAAAAGGGACAGCUGCGUCUUAGUCACCGAGCAUUGCUUCCAGAUGCAGAUUUAGACAAUUCAAACUCAACUGAUAAGAGUCCAUUGGAAGAAGUAAGCAGCCUGACAAAUCCUGGUUUAUUUGAAUCUAAAAGAAGUUCAGAGGACAAUUCCGUACUUCCAUCAAAAAAGUUUAUCAGGAGAGCGGUUAGCCCUUCCCAGGAGAAGCCUGUCACGAACAAAGACAAGAUAAAGAAGAGCAGCAACAAAGUAAUCAGUAGUGUCUCUCGCAAAGAUAAAAGUAGUUUGGUUGGUGAAGAGGCAUAA
Messenger RNA from Vicia faba (fava bean), 675 nucleotides. The record is from the annotation of a GenBank genome assembly. Lineage: Eukaryota; Viridiplantae; Streptophyta; Magnoliopsida; Fabales; Fabaceae.